Messenger RNA from Hylaeus volcanicus, 5879 nucleotides. RefSeq lists its product as uncharacterized. The transcript is spliced from 16 exons. Gene Ontology annotation, molecular function: heparin binding. The record is from RefSeq and is a predicted model, not a curated record. Gene Ontology annotation, cellular component: cell surface. The coding region runs from base 67 to 5670 and encodes 1867 amino acids. Lineage: Eukaryota; Metazoa; Arthropoda; Insecta; Hymenoptera; Colletidae.
UCAGUAUCAAAAUAUUUUGCAUGCGACGCUCGAGUAUCACAGGCACGGUUUCGUCGCGAUGCUGAGAUGUCUUCGUCGGUUGGUAGUUCCACAAUUUUCUUGUUCUUCCUCAUUUUCGCGAGCGUUACAAAGUGCUGGGAUCUCGAUGAAGCUGAAAAGAAAUUAGACCAACUCGUGGGUGGCAAAUCGUUGAGGAGCCCACGUAAUUCGAAGGAUGUUUCGCCAAUUUGGAUGGACUACGAAUUCAACACUGGAGCUGGGAAUAGAGAAGAGUUAGUCGUGACCGACAUUUCCGUCCACGAAUACACGAAUCUUCCAGAAACGGGGACGAAUUGGCAAUUCUUGGAGGUAAACGACACCGGUUACUUGGCCCGUACCGAAAGAUCGAUCCUCUGGCUCCACCAACUCGACUCAAACGGCGCUUUGACCGACGAACCGGCAAUUUUGAACAUCGGAGGUCUCAUACUAGCGUUCAAAGUGAUCGGUCUGAGCAGUUUUUCAUUAAUAGCUAACCCGGAAAUUGACGUGGUGGUCGUUUUGUGCGUGGCGUCGGACACUGGGACGUCGCUACAAUGGUACAGACUUGUCGAUGGAAAGUUCUCCAAUAUUUUCUGGUCAUGGCCCGUGCAGAAGCACGUGAAGGACAUGGAGUUCGUCCAACAGGGAAAUUUAAACAAACUGCUAAUACUAGACGAGAACGAAAUGCGUUUUGGGAAGCAAUAUUCGCAUAUCGACGUGUACGGUUUCAGCAUCGACUUUUCCACCAGUGUCUUCCACCUGUGGCUCUGUCAGAGGAUACCCGUGCCAAGAGUGUUCGAUAUUCGAGUGUGCCCAGCGUACGAAGGCCUCCUCUUCGCUCUUCAGGGUGUCAACGAUGUCUUCUUGUACGAGUACAGAGACCCUGUAGUGGGUAAUAUCCUCCAAGUGAUUAAAUCGCUCGAUCUGAAGAACUUUGUUUGCUUCGAGAGUGGUAAUCUUCAAUUUCUAGCGAUAUCAGGACCGGAAGCUGGCCUGUUUCACCUCAUCGAGGGUGAAUUUCAGUAUAACACGGAGUCUGACUCGAGCUUUGAUGUUUCAGAUAUUUCUUGGGUGAAAAACAUCAGAUUGAACACGUACAGGGACGAAUCGUUAUUACUGAUCCAGCUGCGAAACUACUCUGUGAUCGCUUCAGGCUGGCAAGGAACAAGCUUUAAAAGAAUACAGUUGCCCAGCAAUAUCCUCGACAAAUUCGACCUGUCCACGGUUACUGUCAUUCCCAAAUUUGGAUUCGUUCAGGGUAAUCGGUUCGUGAAGUUCCAUAUCGAUCUGCGGAAUCUGAAACACCCGAUUCAGCAUACCACGGAGAGGCUGUUGACCCUCCAGACCUUGCUGAACGACACGCUGAACCGUCAAGAGAGGAUUUUGGACGAGACAGAGGAGCGCCUCGACCAGAGUUACUUGAAGAAUCCCAUAGUCACAGGAUUUUGGAAAAUCCGCGAAGCGAACGUGACGAACGCGACCAUAACCGACGAUGUGAUCUACAGUUCGGUGACCCUUGGAUCCACCAACCUGACCGGAGAAGAAUUGAGCUUCGACGUGGACAGUUACGCGAAAAUAUUGCAAGAUUUGGAAAGGAAGCUCGAUGAAAUCGAUGAGAGUUUAAUGGACGCCUUGGACUCCAACUCAACGCAGUUGCACUUCGACUCCGAUGUUGAAGUAUUUGGAAAUAUCGACGUCACUGGCAACUUGAACGUCGAGGAUCUGUCUGUGCAAAUAAUUAACGACGUCGAUGUUCUGAAUGAUUUUCCAUCUGGUAAAGGUAAUGUGAUCGAAGACAAGAUGACGUUCUCGUUCAUUGAAGCUCAAAAUUUGACCAUUUACGCACUGAAUGGUGUCCCGGUGAAGAACAUUCGCUUUGGCAAUUUGAGAAAAGAUUAUAGCGAGGUGAAUUUCUCGAGGAUAAAUCGAAUGGAAGUCAAGGAACACCUUUUCGUCGAGUCGAUUAAUAACGUUAACUGGGAAACGUUAAUGAGGAGCAUCGUGUGGAAAGACAAACCCGCAGUGAUUCCUGGUGACACCGUCAUCGAAGGGGCGCUGAUCGCCGAUGAUACAUACUUAGAUUUCCUAAACGAUCUUCGGUAUCCGUUCGACUACAUCUUGCACAACUAUAUGGCUAACGUGAACGUAACAGGCUCGAAAUCGUUUGAUACCUUAGUCGUCGGACGUUUGGAAAUCGUGAAAACCCUAAACGGCAUUGACUUCGAGGAUUUCAUCAUUUUAAACAAGGAGAACGUUCUGACCGAGGAAAUCACUUUUGAAAAGUUGACAGUCGAAGGUUCCUGCCGCAUCGAUGGUGAAAUCGAGGGGUUAGCCAAGAAAAAGAUAAAACUGUUGAACGAAACCUCCGAUGUUGAGGCAGACAUCAUUUUCACGGAUAUAACAGUUUUGGGAAAUGUCACGUUUGAUAAGUUGUUCGUGAACAAACGACCUUUGAAUUUCGAGGAUUUGUUAUUAAAAACGGAAGAGAAUGUCAUGAUCACGGGAACCAAAACGUUUCUGAGGGAUGUUUGUAUGACAUCCAACGUUACCAUUACGUCUGGUAUCAUCAACGGACAUUUUAUGAACGAAUUCGUCACUUUGGACACGGAUCAGGAACUGCCAAAUUUAAUCAAAAUAUUAGCAGACGUCACUUUUGGAAACGUGACGUUUGGAGCCACGAGGAAGCUGGAGGCAUUUUUCAGAGAGAACUCAAACUCGUCCACCAACUGUUUGGAAAAGAUUAUAGUGUUCAAGUCUCCAAUCACCUUGGAUGGAUUGUCUUUUGACAGCUUAAACGCUAACGUCUCGCAAGAGGAGUUUGCUCGAAAAUUGAACGAAACGUUCCAGAAUAUUCCUUUGGAAAACUUGACGACGGAAACGUUGGUAGCCGAGGAGAUCAUUCCUAGACUCGUAAACGGUGUCGAUUUCAAAAAAUUCAUCGAUCACUUGGAUACUUCGAAUAUUAUAAAUGAGUACACCGUUGACAAUCUGGAAACUGACCGAUUGGAUGUGAAAUUCAUCAAUGGAAUGUCUUUGGAUGAAAUCAAUCUGUUGAUGGACCGUCUGAAUAAGCUUCUGACAGAUCUUUCCAAUGGAAAUGUGACUCUGGAGACUCUUCGAGUCACAGGGAAGAUCGACGCGAAGUCCAUCAACGGACAAGUCCUGCAAGAUUUGUACAAUCCGGAUGAAAUGGGAACGAUGAUCUUCAAGGAAAACCUCUCCAUCCAGAACUUGACCAUUUUUGGAUCGGCGAAUGGAUUCGAUUUUCUGGAACGCGUUUCUGACACGGUGCUAAAAACCGAUAGGAACAUUGAGGUCACUGGACUCAAGAUAUUCAAUACGGUUAAUUGCUAUCAGCUCGAAAUGAAUUCGAUAAACGAGCAUCCUGUGGAGAAUCUACUCGAUCCUUUUAAGGAUCAGGUGCUCACGGGUCCUGUCGUUGUAAAUGGGUCAGUGACGGUUCUCAAGGAGUUCAAAACAACUGGAAAUAUCGGUAGCGUACCGUUCCGAGAUCUGAUGGGCAGAUUCAAGUCUCUAGGGAAUAAUACCUUCGAAAUUCACGGAGAAGUUCGUUUCUCGCCAAAUCUAACCAUAGAGAACCUCUUCGCGAAUGAAUUAAUUCAGGGAAUAGACUUGGACAGCUUCCUGAAGACAGUGGUGUUCACGAACGAGGACAACGUCACGAUUUCUGGGACGAAAGUAUUCGAAAACCUUGUCACAUUCAACGACUCGUUCAUCGUACAGGAUAAAUUGAACGAUAUAGAUCUGAAGAAAUUUUGGAAGAAGGCUGUCUUCGUUGACAAGCCCUUCUCCAUUCGAUCGAAAAUUGUUUUCAAGGAUGGAAUGAAAAUAGAGAAGGAACUCACAGUUAAGACAGACUUCGAUCCGAAAUCCAUCAUGGGAGUCGACAUAAAUGAGUUGAAACUCGAUGUUCUGUACUUGAACAGGCCUACUUACAUCAAAGAUACCAUCACAUUCGCCAACGUGAAUUUCCAAUCGGAUAUCGAAGUCUCGAAGUUCAACGACCUGGACAUGAGACUGUUGAUACCGCUGAAAACCGAUCAAACGAUACCAGUAGAGGUUCUUAAAUGUCGCAACGUCACCGUCGAGAACAUCAAAGUUUUAGGAAAAGUUAACGAAGAGGACUGGAAAACAUUCCGAGAGAACACUCUCAUGGUAUUAGGAAACCAGAGCAUAACGGGACACAUCAAUUUCCAUGGACACGUUCACACGCGUCGUAAUUUCAACGCGCAUCUUCUCAAUGGCAUUGAUCCAACGAGGAUCAUCUCUUUGAAUUCCAAGAGCAACCUAACUGGAAACUUCGUAUUCGAGAAACCAGUCGUUAUCAAUCAAGGUUUCCGAGUCUUGGGUUACUUAAACGGCAUAGAUCUUAAUCGAUGGGAAGCAGUGGCUGUCACCACCAACAACUUCUUUCAGCAAAUCAUCUCUGGCAAGUGGACCGUGGUUGGUAACGUUCACUUUAAAAAGGGAGCUUCAGGAAGCGAUUAUUUGAACGGCACCAAUCUCGUUCAGCUGUCACACUCUUUGGCCAAGAGUCAUUUGGGAAUGGACGGUCUGAUGUCGGAAACGAAUGAGAACUUGAACAGCGUUUGCGAGGACCUGAGUCAUCUGAAGCACUACGCUGAGAAUCAGGUUUACAAGUUCAGCUCGUUCGACUACAUGCAGAUCAUCGAGUUCGGCAGCAGGAUCGUUAGUCUUCACUACUUCGAAUUGCACGAUUUGGACUAUUUGAUGAUAAGCUACGACACCUGUGAGAUGCAUAUGUACUUGUUCACUGGAACGCAAUUCGAGCUGGUCGUGAACGUGACCGAUUUUGGAGUGGUCGAUCAAUGGAGUACGUUCAAUCAUAAACGGGCUGUGUAUUUUAUCACAUCAGGAAACAAUUCCUGUGGGAGAAGUUCCGUGAAUCUGUGGAAACUCGAGAACGACGAGUUCACACACGUUUUAAGCCUUGGAAAGAGGAUAAAUAACAGGAGCGUAGGACAGGACGCUUUUCUAAUGUUGACAAGGGAUAACGAUGAGAAACAAUUCCAAGAACGAGUGAACAAAGAAUUGGAAAAAACUCUGUCGACACUCCCAGAUGACCUGAAAGCCAUUUUGCAGAAUAAUCAAGUACUGUUGAAUAGUAGACACGCUUAUAAAUACAACGUGGAUUUUUUGAACGGUUCGAGGGUUUGGGAACGUUCUAAGAAUUCUGAGAAUCUGAAAUUUAGGGCAGGGGUAUUCGAGAAGCAGAUGUUUCUAUACUUUAACGAGGAAGUUAGCAAGGAUCGGAUAUUCAUUUGCAACAAUGGCGGGCCACAAACUAAGAUCUUGCAAACGAUAAAAGCUCACAGACCAACAUCGUUCUCGAUUCUCAAUUUCCAAGGGUUGAUCGAGACGUUGCUAGUCUUCGUCGAAAAUGGAAAGGACCUUCGAAUUUACGAAUACAAUGGGAUCCAAGGCUUUGUAUAUAGAUACAGCAUAAGAAUAAACAUCGAUAAACUAAUCAGUUUCAAAGUUAGAAAGCAUCCUAAUUUGGCAAAACGAUACUGCCUCGCCACGAUUCAUGCUAAUCGACUAACAAUUUUGGAAGCGAAGAUGUAUGGUGAAAAGUUAGAUAUGGGAACGUUAACGUGUUCGGGACGUUAAAAUUUAUUAAAAGAUGAUGGACAUUAAAAAUAUUAUCGAAAUUCGAAACGUGUUUUCUAUAAGUUAUUUAUUUAAUUAUUUAUUAUAUUUGAUUAUACAUGAAAUCUUAAAACUAAUUUGUGAACUAACACUGUAUGCUUGCAUGUAACUACUGUUAAUAUUUCGUUAUUAAUACUGUAGAGAAGGAUUCUCUAAUAAGUGCCACCCGA